This is a messenger RNA of Aspergillus japonicus CBS 114.51, 2477 nucleotides long. Its product is annotated as Zn(II)2Cys6 transcription factor. The record is from RefSeq and is a predicted model, not a curated record. Bases 1 to 2148 code for a protein of 715 amino acids. Lineage: Eukaryota; Fungi; Ascomycota; Eurotiomycetes; Eurotiales; Aspergillaceae. The transcript has 2 exons. Gene Ontology annotation, molecular function: transcription cis-regulatory region binding; DNA-binding transcription factor activity, RNA polymerase II-specific; zinc ion binding. Gene Ontology annotation, biological process: positive regulation of transcription by RNA polymerase II. Gene Ontology annotation, cellular component: nucleus.
AUGGCCGCUGAACAGAUCACCGCGACGACUUCCCCGCAUAGCGGCAAGCCUGCCUCCGCCCGGUCACGGUCGCUGGGCGGGUGCGAGACCUGCCGGCGUCGGCAUGCCAAAUGUGACGAGACACGACCAUCCUGUCGGAUGUGUGAGCGAGCUGGUCUCGUCUGUGAGCAGUAUGGCAUUCGGCUCUUGUUUGACUCCGGGGAGAGUCACGGCUCGCGAUGUCGACGGCCGCUGUUCACCGAGCACUGUCGCCAGCAGAUGAGCGAGCAGCUGGUGGCUAGUCUCAACCCCCACAAUGUCAACACCGUGCUCUCUCGACUAGAUGGAGACUGUGAGGAGAGGGACGGGGCCCCUCCGACUCAGAGCUUCUUCACCCAGUUGGGGCCGUUUGGUGCCUUUCGUCUCGUUCCAGCUGAGCCUGACCCCAGCCCCGUCCUGAUAGACACUCUCCCAGCGGACUCGGAGUUACCACUGGUGGAGAUUCCUCCGGAGACUGGACUCGACCUCGCCCUGGAGGAUGCCUUUGCCAGUGACCCCUUACUCGAUUGCCUCUUUGGUAACCUAGAUGUCGAGGGGCUGGGGGAUCUGUCGACGCAGAACUUCUUCAGUGCUGCCAUGCCGUUAUCUGAGGGGGAUGACUUCUCCUCCCCGUCCCAGUCCCUCGCCAGUGGCUUGUUGAUGGGGCCGUCGACUUCCUCGUCACUGGGGCUAUCAUCUCCAUUUUUAUCGGCACCAAGUCUGCGGUCUCCGCCGACCGUCACCAAUCGCGCACCACCCGACGCUCCUUUCCUUCUGUCUGUCUAUAAGCACGACGUAGUGCCACUUUUCUCGCUGAUCCAAUCGCGCAAGAAUCCUUGGGAGACCCUGUUUGUGUCGAGCGCCAUGGAGACAUUGGCCCGCCUGACCAUGGGCGAAAGCGUUGCGUCGACGCAGAUGACCAUCUUCAGCGCCAUCCUUGCCGCGGGCGCCUUUGCCCAACGAGGAGCCUCUGCCACCCGCGGCUCGGCCAACUACUGGGGCGGGCAAGCAGAAGCCCUGGCAGCAGAGGCGCAAACCCACCUCAAGCGGGCCUUGCGAGACGCGUCAUCGACCGUCAAGAAGGUCAAGUACAAAGACAUUCUUAUCGCCCUCCUGUGCAUUCAUACCGUCUCAGCAUACCAAGGCAGCGAAGAGCGUGUCCGCCGUUGUCUGCUUGACUGCGAGAAUUGGGUGCGUUUCCGUGGCCUGCCCAAACCCCGCAAGUCCCGCAAGGUCCGCCUGCUGCACCACUGCUACGUCUACCUGCGCAUCUUCCACGAAAGCACGUCAGUCCUGCCCCCAGUGCCGACGGAUGAAGAGAUUGAUCAUGCCUCGCCGGAGGCUACUGUCGGCUCCAUAGCAUCCAGCCGGUCGUUCCGGCUGCGCCAAUGGGAGGGCCGUCUCGACCAACGCAUGGAGGAGCUCAAAGAGCCGCACCAGGGCGAGAAUGACCUUCACCUGGAGAUCCCCGGCCGGUGGGACUCGACCAUGUACCCGCAGGUGUUUGGGCUGCUGGAGCCGCCGUUCUUCCUCCUCUCGCAGGUGACCCGGUUGGGCAAUGAGCGCGACUUGGCUGAUGCUGGCAGCAGCGGCAGCACACUCGACUUCAAGCAGUUCAAUGCGCGGGCACGGAGUCUAGAGCGCUGCAUCUCCGCAUGGCGGCCGCCGCCCCUCGCCGUCGAUGUCAAUGGCACGUCGGACGCGAUUGAAAGCGGCAACAGCCGCCGCAGCUACCAGCUCAGCAGCGUGUUGCACAAGGCGUUGCUCAUCUUCUUCUACCGCCGGAUCUACGACGUGGAUCCGAUGAUUCUGCAAGAUAAAGCCUGGCAGGUGCGGGAGGCGCUUGCUGAGUACGAGCAGGGAAAUGAGGAGCAAGCGGGCUCUUCGCGCGUGGCGGCCCCGUUCCUGUGGGCAGCGUUUAUUGCCGCGUGCGAAGCGAUUGAUCCCACGUUGCAGAGCUGGUUCGUGCGGUGGUUCGAGUCGGCUGGCCAGCGGAGCAGUGUCGGGGUGUUUGAGCACGCGCUGGGCGCCAUCCGGCUGGUUUGGGAGCGCCAGCGACAGAACACGGGCAACACGGCCAGCUGGCCACAGAUCUUGCGCGAGGAGGGGAUCAGUCUAUAUUACAUAUAGAUGUUCUUGUCUGGGGGUAGCUGCCGCUUGUGGGUUUGAUGUUUCUCGUGGUCAGCUCACUGCAUGUACCUUCUCCCUACUACCCACCUAUCACCCUCUGGUGGAAACUGUCGGUAUGGUGAUGGCUGGCAGCCUAAUGUAGCAUCACCCCUACUCCCGACCCUUUAAUCGCGCAAAGACAGCAAGAGGAGCACUCACGGAUCCACCCCUAAUUCGAAGGGUGAAAUCCUGCCCCCUCUUCUGCAACCAUGCUUGCCCUCAGUUGAGUUAGCAGCAGCAGCCGACCCCUCCAUCAUUUGCCAACCACCAUCGAUAACCAACCACUCGGA